UGAACUAGGCUCUGAACUCCGAUUCUGUCUUAUUCAACUCCCGGCAUUUCAGCUUGCAUGGAAGAUAAUCAUUCCAGAUACUAAAUAGAUUUUGUUGAACUGUAUCUAGAAUCUUUAAAAAUACAAAUAAAAGAUGAAACACAUACAUACUUCAUUGUGGGUUCUCCUUCUUUGUGUUUUAAUCACCACCGUCAUUUCGGAAGACAAUAAGGACGAAGGUUCAAAAAAAGUACCCCUAACACCUAGAGUAUAUGUGAAACUGCUUCAAACUCGCCGUAAGGAUCACACUACGUUGAUUCAGAGAAUGCUUCAAAAUGAUUACAGCAAGAACUACAAAAUGAUGUCUCUAGCUCUGGACAAAAUAUUUCAAAUCAUAAAACAGAGCAAUCAAACGUUAACUGAUGAAAAAUAUUCUCCAAUUACUGACGGAUUUCCCGUGGAACAACGUGUACAGGAAGCAGUUACUUUAUUAAUCGAAGACACCUGUCUAGCGUCAGAUAUCAUUUUGCACUUUCCCGAGAUAUCACAAAAGGUUCUAAAGAAAAUUCCUCAAUGGAAAGAAACCAUAAAUUGGUGUCUUGACUUUGUGAUGCAUUAUCCACACAUAAUAGACGAAGUAAUUGUGCAAUUAAUAGACUUAGCUCGCCAGGAAAUUAAUGAGGACGCAAGAAGCCCCGAUUUUAUAAACCCCUACUACAAAAAAGUCGAAGUCGAAUCAGUCCCCACGAAGAAACCAAACCGGCGAGUGAAAAAGAUCAAGAAAGGUCCACAGCUCUCAUCGAGAUCGGAGUUAUAACGAUUAACGGCCACGGACAAUCAAGAAUAAUGCAAACAAUGAUCAUUGGAAAAGUUACAGUGGACACAACAGAAUGUUUUCUUUUAGCAACGGUCCAGAAUGUAUUAAAUAUUAUGUUUGCAUUUUGUCAUUUUUAGAGUACAAAUCAUUAUGAAUCAUUAUCAAAAAUGUACAGCUCGUACCGAACCAGGACCUAGUGACUUACAAUUCUCAACCUUAGAUACGUGUGUGAGAGUAACUUCAAGGAUGGAGGGAGCCUAUAAUUUUAUAUGCCGAAUCCGAACGGCUUAUUUAGGAAAGCAGUUUUCGUGACCAGAAUUAGGAAGCACAGGUAGGGAUGCAACCCAAGAUUUCUGGCAUGACAGUCAUACGAGUACAUAAUAACAAUCAGGUCUUUUCGUCUGCCAACUAUAUAGACGUAACUCUUUUAUUGGAAAUUAAUAUGAGCAAGUCUGAUAAGUUUGGAGGUUUGGGGACCUAGUGUGCGAACAUUAAUUUAUGUGACAAGAGCUUUCAAAAACAUACGAUACACAGCUUAUACAAUUUUCAAUAUUGACUGAUACAAUGAUUUAUUGACAUAACAAUGUCAAAAACGAUAAAUCUAUAAAUAAUAUCAAAUUUAUCUAAGUCAUUCAUUAAAUUCAAUUAGGUAACUUACUGUGGAAUUUUAAUUUUACCUUAUAUCGAUUUCUGAUGGAGUUGGACUUUAUGCUGUCUGGAAUUUAUGUAUGCUAAUUUUUCUAUCAACAAAUUGUUCUAAAUCAACUCGAUAGCAUACAAUUAAAUUCUAUAUUUUUUAUUAUUGGUUCUAUUAUAAAGAACAUAAAUGUAUAGUCUAAAAUAAAAUCAAUUGUGAGAUGACGAUGAUGAUGAUGAUCAAUUAUUAGCGAUAUCUGCUAUACUUUGUCCAAUAAAGCUUAUUCUUACAAUUUCAUUUUAUUUAAACAUUUUUAUGGGUCACAACUCACAACCUUAUAAAGAAUGUUUUUUAAUUCAAUUAUCGUUUCUUAUAAUUUAUACUUCCCAAAGAUAAAAUGACUAUGACUAAUUAAGUAUCAAUAUGAUAGAAGCGCUUCUUUCGGCGAAAUCUUUUUGCAAAUUAUUGUCAGUAGCGUUAAUAUUGUCAGCUUAACUAGUUUGAUGCCGAUGAUGCUUGACAGAUACGUCCCGACUUUGCCCAGUCAGCCGUGAGAAGUUCGUGAAACACGGAACACUAUAUACUAUAAAAUCAUUUGAUUGUCACUAAACAUUUUCUGGCACCACGUUGAAAAUCUUCAAUGCAAUUGAGGAAUUUCUUAAAAAAGAAUAAUAGAAUGAGAAAGAGAGAGAGAGAAAGUUUAACUUUCUUAUAUAUUGUGUCCACAAUCAUACACGCUUUAUAAAGAUUCUUGACGGAUAAAUCAAUUGAAGUGCUCUUUUCCGCUUAAACGUUUCUUCUUAUUAUUAAGAAACCGAGAGUUUUUAAUACACAUGCUCGUAUGUAUCUAAAGACGUGAAACUUUGAACUUUGAUGCAUAAUGUAUGUAGGUACAGUUAAUUGAAGACCCAGACCCAACUUCACACUAAUUAGAUUCCUAGUAUUUAUUUAUGAUGGGCGCCGUUGCCGCCGGCCGGCCGGGCUGCGGCUGCCCGGUCUCGUUAGCGUAAGUGUAGUUGCCGCGUUUGUAUCUCUCAAGAGGAUUGUGCAUUCAUCAAGCCGUGAAUAAUUUAUUCGAAAUAGUUAAAAGAGACUUUUAAAGAUCAUGUUUUUGAAGAACUGUUUGAUUGAUACUCUUUUUUAUUAAACAAGGUACGUAUGUUUAAAAAUCCAAAAUUUUUAGUUAAAGUAACCAUUUAUUUUCAUAGAUUCAGAGCAGUAGCGAUCGAUAUCUUUAUAUUUUGUUAAUAAAUCAUGAUAUUUGGUAACAUACAAUUUUUAGAAAUUAAUUGGCUUACUUGAAGUCAGAAAGGGUGAGAACAUAUUCUGACGCAAUUUUUAACUAUAUGGUUUUGUUGGCGCAUGUAGAUUUUGGCGCCCUGUGGUGGCCAUUUUGUUUUGGUGGCAUCUGUUAAAUCUGCGUUCAAGUAACGCAAGAUCGUCAGAGAACAUCGCCGCGGUCAGGGAAAGUAUACACAAGAACCCGAGGUAGUCUUUUCCUCGCCGUGAACAAGAACUUGGACUUUUGCAAUUGGCCCAACAACUUUAAUAAUACAGCUAUCUUUUACUAAUACCCUAGGGUUGAUAUAACUGUCAUGCCAGUGGUGCUGGGUUCAAUCCCUGCCUGAACUGCCUCUUGCGAGGAAUCGACAAAUCCUCCAAUAGUAAUUCUUGGCAAGAAAAAUACUUUCGCAACUAAGCCGUUCAAAUUCGGCAUAUAAACUAUAGGUCGCGCAAUAGAAAGGUUGAGAGUUGUUAUUAACUAGGGUCUUUUUCCCUACUGUUGCACAACCUAAUUUAUUUUU
Molecule: messenger RNA, 3238 nt
Organism: Eupeodes corollae
Lineage: Eukaryota; Metazoa; Arthropoda; Insecta; Diptera; Syrphidae
Product: coiled-coil domain-containing protein 134-like
Exons: 4
Coding region: 134-796 (220 amino acids)
Source: RefSeq, a predicted model, not a curated record